GUUGAUAGAACAUUUAUCAUAUUAUUCCUUCCGCAUAUAAGUCUUUAGAAACUAAGCAAUAAUGACACCGAUGACGUUAUAUGUUGCUAGCAUGAGUACACCGAGCCGAGCUGUUCUUCUUGUUGUGAGAAAUUUGAGCAUUGAUAUUGAGAUAAAGCAACUCAAUUUAUUGGCCGGUGAGCACAGGAGAAGCGAAUUCACAAAAAUAAAUCCACGAUGCUGCGUACCGACUUUAGUUGACAAUGAUGGACACAAUGACUUCAUAUUGUGGGAGAGCAAGGCAAUAAUGAUUUAUCUUGCUGAAAAGUGCCAACGUUUUGGACAUUCAUUGUAUCCUAAAUGUAUAAAAACAAGAGCAGUCAUUCAUCAGCGAUUGUUCCAUGAUGCGUCUGAGCUAUAUGUGAGGAUUCUCGAUAUUGCCAAUUUGGCAUUUUCUGGCGUCAAUCCGAUGAUAACUGUCCAACAUAAAGAAAAUUUGAAGAAAGCUUUACAAAUAUUAGAGAGUUUCCUCGAAGGACAUGACUAUAUGACCGGUAAUAGCAUAACCAUUUGUGAUUUUGCUUAUUUCGCAUCUGUUUGUACAUUAGUGCAUUUUGGAUACGCCAUCUCGAAAUUCCCAUGCAUAAGUCAAUGGUACCAAAGAAUGAAAAAAUAUGAAGGAAUAAAGGAAUGUGACGAAGGAGCACAAGAGUUUGGUGAAAUGAUUAAAGGGAAACUUGGAAACAGCUUUAAUGACUAAUAAACUUCAUGUUGAUUGAUUCUUCUUUAAUAAUUCAUGUAUUGAGUACGAACAACAAGCAUAGCAGUUGGUACAGUUGUUAAUUGACUAAAUUAAUUUGGAUGUUAACACAUGUUUUGAUGUUGAGAGAAAAUUAAUCAGGUGGAUGUGUGGGAUCAUGUUACACAUCCAACAAAAAGUUAAUUUCUUAGCUUGUUUAUUGAUGUUUUGGUGACU
Molecule: messenger RNA, 955 nt
Organism: Chironomus riparius
Lineage: Eukaryota; Metazoa; Arthropoda; Insecta; Diptera; Chironomidae
Source: the annotation of a GenBank genome assembly